AUGUCUUUCUUCACACGUGGUCUCUACGGCUCCGACCCGAGCUUCACGCCCCUCUUCCGCCUUCUCGACGAGUUUGACAACUACAGCCGGGAAGCCCAGGGCAACAACAACGGGCGCUCUCGCCACCGUGGCCGCCUGAACUUCCAACCCAAAUUCGACGUGUGCGAGACCGACAACGCCUUCGAGCUUCACGGCGAGCUCCCCGGAAUCGAACGUGACAAGGUGAACAUCGAGUUCACCGACCCGCAGACUCUCGUGGUCCGCGGCUUCGCCGAGCGGACCUUCACAGCCGGCACUCCUCCGGCGGGUCUCGUCGAGGGCGGCAAGCAACCUGCUGGCGUUAUCUCCGAGAAGGGCGAAGAGGCCGCCGCGGCCCCGCCCCAAAAUUCCGGCAGCGGUGUCGAGGAGGUAAACCGCCAGGACAAACCCAAGCCGGCUUCCGACAAGUUCUGGCUGCAGGAGCGCUCGGUCGGCGAGUUUGCUCGCACAUUCAGCUUUCCCAGCCGCAUCGACCAGGAUGCCGUUUCGGCCAGCCUGAAUAACGGUAUUCUGACCGUCAUCGUGCCCAAGGCGAAGAAGCACGAGGCGCGCCGCGUUACUAUCAACUGA
Chaetomium globosum CBS 148.51 is the source of this 609-nucleotide messenger RNA. RefSeq lists its product as uncharacterized. Bases 1 to 609 code for a protein of 202 amino acids. The transcript has a single exon. The record is from RefSeq and is a predicted model, not a curated record. Gene Ontology annotation, biological process: response to hydrogen peroxide; protein folding; response to heat. Lineage: Eukaryota; Fungi; Ascomycota; Sordariomycetes; Sordariales; Chaetomiaceae.